Messenger RNA from Culex quinquefasciatus (southern house mosquito), 2107 nucleotides. It is a transcript of the gene HisRS, whose product is annotated as histidine--tRNA ligase. NCBI's taxonomy places the organism in Eukaryota, Metazoa, Arthropoda, Insecta, Diptera, Culicidae. The coding region runs from base 252 to 1895 and encodes 547 amino acids. Gene Ontology annotation, cellular component: cytoplasm; mitochondrion. Gene Ontology annotation, biological process: histidyl-tRNA aminoacylation; mitochondrial translation. The transcript is spliced from 3 exons. The record is from RefSeq and is a predicted model, not a curated record. Gene Ontology annotation, molecular function: histidine-tRNA ligase activity; ATP binding.
GGCCGCCCGGAUUGUGAAAUUCGACCACCGUUUCCACAGCACUAGGAAUGACCGACAAGGAGUCCAUCCAGGCCGAAAUCACCGCCCAGGGGGACGUCGUCCGGAAGCUGAAGGCCGCCAAGGAGGACAAAUCGAAGUAAUCCAAAAAGCCACCACACAAAACGCACCAGGUCAAUAAACUUUUUGGCAAAGAAAUAAACCUCGAAUCAACCACAGAAACGAAGGAGAAGUAGAAAAACACUUACUCAACCAUGCUUUUGCGCCAACUGCGAGUUGGCGUCGCGACGCUCCUCAAAACCGCCGUCCACCGCCGAUCUUCAGCGGCGAUCACCGCACAACACAGCAACUGUCGCUUCUGCUUCCACUCGGCGAAAGUGGCCACAAUCGCGACCGACGACCGCCAACUUGCACAGAUCGAUGAGGAGGUCGCGAAGCUGUUGGCCCUCAAGGCCAAGCUGCAGGGACUGGACGGGGGCGGUGCAGAACCCGGCAACAAGAACAUAACGCUGAAGACGCCGAAGGGCACGCGCGACUAUGGGCCGGAAUCGAUGGCGCUGCGGCAGCGGAUCUUCGACAAGGUGAUCGCGGUGUUCAAGAAGCACGGCGCGGAGACGAUCGACACGCCGGUCUUUGAGCUGAAGGAGGUGCUGACGGGGAAGUACGGCGAGGACAGCAAGCUGAUUUACGACUUGAAGGACCAGGGCGGGGAGAUCCUGGCGUUGCGGUACGAUCUGACGGUGCCGUUUGCGCGGUUCGUUGGCAUGGGCAAUGUGUUCAACAUCCGGCGGUACCACAUUGCGAAGGUGUACCGGCGGGACAAUCCGGCCAUGACGAAGGGCCGCUAUCGGGAGUUUUACCAGUGCGAUUUUGACAUUGCGGGGACGUACGAUCCGAUGCUGCCGGACGCCGAGUGCGUCAAGGUGGUGGCGGAGAUCUUGGCAGAGCUGGACAUUGGCGAGUUUGUGGUCAAGCUGAACCACCGGAAGCUGCUGGACGGGAUGUUCGAGGCGUGCGGCGUCCCCGCGGACAAGUUCCGCACGAUCUGCUCCUCGGUUGACAAGCUGGACAAAACUCCGUGGGACGAGGUCCGCAAGGAGAUGAUCGACGAGAAGGGACUGGACGGCGCGAUCGCCGACAAGAUCGGGGAGUUUGUCCGCCUGAGCGGCGGCGUUGACCUCGUUGACAAACUGGCCGCCGACGAGAACCUCAAGAACAUCAAAUCCGCCGUCGAAGGAAUCGAAGACAUGCGACUACUGCUCCAGUACUGCGCAGUGUUCGGUCUCCAGGACCAGAUCAUCUUCGACCUCAGUCUGGCCCGUGGCCUCGAUUACUACACCGGAGUGAUCUACGAGGCGGUCCUCAAGUCGGAACCCGCCCCGGCCGCGCCCGCCCCCAAAACCAACGGCACCAAAUCCAAGGCCAAGCAGCAGGAGGAGGAGGUCAGCGUGGGUUCCGUGGCCGGCGGUGGCCGCUACGACAACCUGGUCGGCAUGUUCAACCCCAAGCGCAAACAGGUCCCCUGCGUUGGCGUUUCGAUCGGCGUCGAACGCAUCUUCUCGAUCCUCGAAGCAAAAGCGCAGCAGGAGAAGAUCCGCACCACCGAAAUCCAGGUGUACGUCGCGUCCGCCCACAAGGGGCUGCACCUGAAGCGGAUGGAGCUGCUGGGCAAGCUGUGGGACGCCGGCUUCAAGGCGGAACACUCGUACAAGCAGAACCCAAAGUUGCUGGCCCAGCUGCAGUACUGCGAGGAGAACCAAAUUCCGUACGCGAUCGUGCUCGGGGACGGGGAGUUGGCGCGGGGUGUGGUCAAGCUGCGCGAGAUUACCAGCCGCAAGGAGGAGGAGAUCGCCGUGGAUGGGUUGGCCGAGGAGCUGCGGAAGCGGUUGACCGUUUGAGCAUUUCUUUAGUUCUUGUUCCAGUGAAACUUUGCAUAUUAAAAAAGUUAUGUUCAUCUGCUUGAUUUUUUUUCGUUGCGUAUCAUUUCAAUUCCAUUUUAUUCACCUUUAUCCAGCAAUAGUGGAACCAUGUAGCGACUUAGGGUAAGACGCAUGCUCGCGAAUCGUGUUUUUUUUCGAAGAAUACAGCAAAUAGCUUUUGAAGCAAUCGG